This is a messenger RNA of Cygnus olor (mute swan), 1793 nucleotides long. It is a transcript of the gene CNN2, whose product is annotated as calponin 2. Lineage: Eukaryota; Metazoa; Chordata; Aves; Anseriformes; Anatidae. Gene Ontology annotation, molecular function: actin binding. Gene Ontology annotation, biological process: actomyosin structure organization. The transcript has 5 exons. The record is from RefSeq and is a predicted model, not a curated record. Bases 92 to 1267 code for a protein of 391 amino acids.
CCCCCCGCCCCGCCCGGACCCCCCCGCCCCGCCCGGUCCCGCCCGGUGCCGCCGCUCCCCGCUCCGGUGCCCGCUCCGCUGCCGCCGCGCCAUGAGCAGCUCCCAGUUCAACAAGGGCCCGUCCUACGGCCUCUCCGCCGAGGUCAAGAACCGGCUCGCCCAGAAGUACGACCCGCAGAAGGAGGCAGAGCUGCGGACGUGGAUCGAGAGCGUCACCGGGCAGCAGAUCGGGCCCGAUUUCCAGAAGGGGCUGAAGGAUGGAGUCAUCCUCUGCGAGCUGAUGAACAAGCUGCAGCCCAACGCGGUGCGGAAGAUCAACCGCUCGGCUCAGAACUGGCACCAGCUCGAGAACCUCUCCAACUUCAUCAAGGCCAUGGCCAGCUACGGCAUGAACCCCGUGGACCUCUUCGAAGCCAACGACCUCUUUGAGAGCGGGAACCUGACGCAGGUGCAGGUGUCGCUGCUGGCGCUGGCGGGCAUGGUGAGAGCGCGGGGCCGAGGGACGGGAUGGGGACACCGCGGGUGCGGUCCCUGGGGGGUGAUCCGGGACCCCCCCCUCCUUCCUCGCCACCCUUCCCGGGCAGGCCAAGACCAAGGGGAUGCAGAGCGGCGUGGACAUCGGCGUCAAGUACUCGGAGAAGCAGCAGCGGAACUUCGACGAGGCCAAGAUGAAGGCCGGGCAGUGCGUGAUCGGGCUGCAGGUGGGCUGCCCCCAAGGGAUGGCGAACCCCCAGCGCCCACCGCUGUGGUGGGGGUCUGGGGGGUGCCCUGCGGUGUCCCUGCUGCCCACCCCAUGGGGAUGGGACAGAGCCCCCGCAGGGCUGUGCCUGGUUCUCACCGAGCCCCUUUGCGCCAGAUGGGCACCAACAAGUGCGCCAGCCAGUCGGGCAUGACGGCCUACGGCACCCGGCGGCACCUCUACGACCCCAAGAACCAGAUCCUGCCGCCCAUGGACCACUCCACCAUCAGCCUGCAGAUGGGCACCAACAAGUGUGCCAGCCAGGUGGGCAUGACGGCGCCCGGCACCCGCCGGCACAUCUACGACGCCAAGAUGGGGCUGGAGAAGUGCGACAACUCCUCCAUGUCCCUGCAGAUGGGCUCCAACCAGGGCGCCAACCAGAGCGGGCAGGUCUUCGGCCUGGGCCGCCAGAUCUACGACCCCAAGUACUGCCCGCAGGGCGGCCAGCCCGAGGGGGGCGACACCGCCUGCGAGCCGGGCGCGGACCCCCCUGGGUACCACUACUACCACCAGGAGGAGAGCUGCUGAGCGGGGCCGUCCCGCGCCCUCCCGCUGCCCCCCCGCCGCCUUCCAGCCUCUCGGCAUCAUUCCCUCUUUUUUUAACUAUUUUUUUUGUUGUUAAUUUUAAAAAUGAAUUAUUUUUCGGAGCGGAGAAGCAACGCCGCCGUCGCUCGAGAAGGGACUGGCGGUGCUGCGCCCCGGGGCCGGGAGCAGCACCCUGCCCGAAACCCAAACUGGAAAUUGAUUUUUUUUGUUGGUUUUUGGAGAACUUUUGGGGACCAAGUGCCCGCCGCCUCCAGCCCAGCCCAGCUCAGCCCGGGGGGGUCCCGCUGCCACCGGGUGCCCGCAGCCUGGCUGCGCCCAGCCGCUGGCACAAAGCCACUGGUGGUGCUGGGAGCUGCUGGGAGCUGCUGGGAGCUGCUGGGAGCUGCCUGCGGCUGAGCCCCGCGGCCGCAUCCUGCACUGGGGGGGCUCGGGCUGUAGGAGGGGGGCUUCUUCCAGCCGCGGGGGGGUUUUAAUGAAGAUGCUCUAAUAUUGAAAGGUGUUCUUUUUU